AACUGAAAGAAUCAUUGGCAAAAACAAAACUAUGCAUAGAGAAUAAUAGUAGUGAGAGAAUAAUAAGCCAUCUAUUCUCCUUCCUUCCGAUCGAUCGAUCGAUCUCACUCUCGUGUGCUUGACAAUGCAAUAGCGUGGAACAAAAAGGACCAAACCUUUUACUUCAUUCCUUUCCAUUACCUUCUCCAAGAUUUCCGUACUCUCUCGCUCUCUCUCUCUCUCUCUCUCUCUCUCUGUAACUUUUGGCAUCGCAAUCCGAGGGUUGAGAGUUGAGACUUACUGAUGCCGUCCCGCCCUCCGCCAGUGGAAGAGCUGGGGCUCCGUCGGAUUCAGCACCACCGCCAACCCAUUCCGAUACCGGCUAUCGCAGGCAAGGCCGCCGUCCUGGCCGCGGUCCUCGCCGUCGCCGUGGCUUUGAUCUUCUACCGCCGCCUCGCCCGCGGAGGCGGCGGCACCCACCCCGCUGCCUCCACCCUCGCCAGCCCCCUCCGUCGGUUCACCUACCGCCAGCUUCGUCGAGCCACCGCGUCCUUCGCGCCUUCCCACCUCCUCGGCCAGGGCAGCUUCGGCCCCGUGUACCGCGGCGCCCUCCCCUCCGGCGAGGAAGUUGCCGUCAAACUCAUGAACUCAUGCGGCUCCCUCCAGGGCGAGCGCGAGUUCCAAAACGAGCUCGCCCUCGCCGCCAAGAUCCUUCCCGUGACCUCCUCCGCAGCCGUCGCCGUCGUUCCGGCUCUUGGCUACUGCUACGAUGACGGCAGUCGCCGCCGGCUUUGGUGGAGGUGGUGGAGACGGCGGGAGGUGGAGGACUCGCUGGAGGUCUCGGAAGCCGCCGCCACCCACGCGCCUGCGCCCGGUAGGAAGCUCCUCUUGGUCUACGAGCUGAUGCACAACGGGAGCCUCCAGGAUGCGCUAUUAGAUCGUCGGUCCCCGGAGCUGCUGGACUGGGCGCGGCGGUUCGGCUUGGUGAUCGACGUCGCCUGUGGCCUCAACUUCCUCCACGCCGUCUGCGAUCCGCCCGUGAUACACGGUGACAUCAAGCCCAGCAACAUCCUCCUCGACGCUCACCUCUCGGCCAAGAUCUCCGACUUCGGCCUCGCCCGUCUUAUAUCCAACGUUCCCGUGGACCAUCUCCCUGCCGAGGCGGAGGUGGUCGUCGAUAUCGAUCUCGACAAGUGCGUGGUGAACGGUUCCAAGAAGUCAAGAAAUGAGAGGGUGAAAGAUUCGGUGGUCGGAGACGGAGAGGACGAUGCCUCGGCCUUGGCCAUGGAAGAGAUGCCAGAGAGCAUGGCACCAACUACGAUUCUGUUCGAAGAAGCGAUGAACGGGGGAGCGACCGGCAUCGCUGCCACCGACAGGUCAGCGGAAGAAGAUGAGGGAGGCACGGUGGCGUCACCAGUGACCGUCUUGGAAGUGGCCUCCGCUUCGGAGGCUGGAGCAGGCGUCGAUGGAUCGAGCGUCGACAGCGGGAAGGACGCAUCGCUGUCCGGUCGACGAAGGGGGGGCGGGAAGGACAAGGCCGGGCCCUCGUCCGGCAAAAGCUGGUGGUGGAGGCAGGACAUCAGCGGCGAGGGACCGAACUCGGAGACGGGGGGCAGCGUCAAGGACUACGUUAUGGAAUGGAUUCGAUCAGAGGUCAAGAAAGAUAGGCCCAGGAGCGAUUGGAUGACCGCCUCUCCGGGCACCGCUGCCGAGGAAUGCUUGCCGAAACCCUCGAACGGUGGGAGACCACAGCCAAAGAAGACCCAUCCCAAGACAGAGUGGCGGGCUUCGUUGGACGAGGAGAGGCUGCAGAAGAAAGAGAAGAGCCGGCCCGCGAGGGAAUGGUGGCGGGAGGAGUUCUGCGAGGAGCUGACGCAGAAACAUAAGUGGCGGGCAAUGGCCAAGUCCCAGAGCAGCGACGGUGGACGUGGAGAGCAAAAAUGGUGGCAGGACGAUGACGACUACUCCGACUUUGCUUCACCUUCAGAGAAGAAGAAGAGGUGGAAGAAGAAAAAGAACUCCAGCCGCGGCAGCCGUAGCAGCAUGGAUUGGUACAUAGAUCGUAUUAGCGGAGAGAUCAGAACUGGUGGAAGGAGAAGCAGCCAGGAGUGGGCUAGUGGGGAUAUCCCAAGAAGUGGAACGGUGAGUAGCACACCAAGCAUGAGGGGCACUGUUUGCUAUGUGGCUCCUGAGUAUGGCAGCGGUGGGCCGCUCUCGGAGAAGUGUGACAUUUAUAGCUUUGGUGUUCUUCUGUUGGUCAUCAUCUCAGGGAGGAGACCGCUGCAAGUGACGGCCUCUCCCAUGUCGGAGUUUGAGCGAGCAAACCUCAUCUCAUGGGCACGGCAUGCUGCCCAUUCAGGGAAGCUACUGGAUCUUGUUGACCCCUGCCUCCAGUGUGUUGACAAAGACCAGGCCCUUCUCUGCAUCAGAGUUGCGCUUCUGUGUCUGCAGUGGUUUCCGGCCCGCCGCCCGUCUAGUAAGGAAAUAUUAAGCAUGCUCACUGGGGAGUCCGAGCCUCCGCACCUCCCGCCUGAGUUCUCACCAUCACCACCAGGUGGAUUCUCAUUCAGGUCACGGAAAAAGGCUCGGUAAGUUGAAUUUGACCUUCCUUUGCAUCACGGUUUGGUUAGUUUACUAUCGAUCGUUCGUCAGUUUAAAUUCUUGUUUCCACAUUGUUGGAUGUAGAGAAGUUUGGAGAUAAGGUUAUGAUCCAAAUGCUAAAAGAUUGAUUCACAAAAUUGAAAUUUUGAGUCAAGGGGGAUUGCAAUGAAUCAAUUGUCAUCACUUCCGUGUCUGAACCUCAUGCAUAACUUACUACAAAAUUCAAGUGUUGAUGGAUGGCCAACUCAUGUCGAUAAGAUGCUGCCAUGGUUCUGGCAGAAUGUUAGGUUUUCUUUCUUUAGGCAUGCAUGAUGGUAGUGCUCGCUGGGGCAUGUGAAUGUUCUGUCUCUUGAUCCUUUUUCUGUUAAUGUAACCCAAGCUGUGUCCCAUAUCUACCUUGUCUUUUGCUUCAACUUUCUGGUGUUGAAAAGAAAAAGGUCUCAAAGAUGAUUCCACUUCCUUCUCUUGGCAAUUUGAAUGCUUUGGCAGAUUCUUUAGUGCUGGUGUCAAAACAUAAUCUCACUUCCAUUUAUCUAUCCUUUUCUCAAUGGAUUCGCCUUUUCAAUUAGUUGGCUUAAUUGUCCGGUCUCAUCCACUUUCUGAUAGCGAUGAUGGUGGUGACAUUCUAAGUCCAGGUUCCCUACCCAGGAGGAAAUCUAAUGUUUUAGCAGAGUAGUUAUCAUAUGUACAAGUGUGUGGAAUACUUUGGAAACUAGUCGACAGAAGGAGAGCAUGAAGGUCAUGCUAAAGAUUUUCUGUAGAAAGUAUUAAACUUAUUAUAGAUCCAAGGCCAGUACAGUUUUCUUCAAUUAAUUAUCUUUCAACUUAACACUGGGGCAAGAUCCUUUUCAUUCCUCCAACUUGCAUCUAACCAAUAUGAUCGUCCAUUAAAUGCACAAACAUUUUCUUGGGUGUCAGUCUGUAUGGCAUCGACUAGAUUCUGUCAGCUUGUUGAUGUAGCCUCUUCCUUUAGUUGCAUCUUGAACAGGAAUGAGGCAAAAGAUCGUAUACUCUUCAACAAUGGGAUUAUUUUGUCUAGCUUUUUCGGAUUUUUGUUUUUUCAUAUUCUUGGCCUAUAGAUUAAAGAAAUUGUCAGCCAA
Messenger RNA from Musa acuminata AAA Group (dessert banana), 3680 nucleotides. Its product is annotated as receptor-like serine/threonine-protein kinase At2g45590. Gene Ontology annotation, molecular function: protein kinase activity; ATP binding. The transcript has a single exon. Lineage: Eukaryota; Viridiplantae; Streptophyta; Magnoliopsida; Zingiberales; Musaceae. The record is from RefSeq and is a predicted model, not a curated record. Gene Ontology annotation, biological process: protein phosphorylation. The coding region runs from base 283 to 2571 and encodes 762 amino acids.